Molecule: messenger RNA, 675 nt
Organism: Rattus norvegicus (Norway rat)
Lineage: Eukaryota; Metazoa; Chordata; Mammalia; Rodentia; Muridae
Gene: Rgl4
Product: ral guanine nucleotide dissociation stimulator like 4
Exons: 3
Coding region: 1-675 (224 amino acids)
Source: RefSeq, marked validated
AUGUUCUCUUGCUGUCUUCGGACUACUCGAGGCUCAAGCCUCAAGAAAGACAACAGGAGGGACCAUGAUGUUGUCUGGAGGCACAGACUUCAGUCUUGCCUUCAGUGCCUAUGGCCAUUUACUCAAAGGGGAAAUAAUUUGACCAAAGCCAACCACAGAAUGACUCACACAGACCUGGAUGAGAAGGUUUCUGCGCAAAAGAACCUGAUGGAGACCAGGACUGAGUCAUACAUCAGGGCACAGACUGUGGUUGAGCAGAUGAACACACUGGUGCCUUCUCUGGACAAAGGGUACCCAUUGGUUGACUUAGCUUUUCUAUCUACAUAUAAAAGUUCUGCCACACCCCUUCACAUAUUGGACCUGCUGUUUGUGAGGUACGCAUACUUCAGCCCUCAUUCUAAAGAGGAUGAACAAGUAAAGAACACCCUCUGUAGCUUCUUGGAAACAUGGAUGGACAAGAACCCUGAGGACUUUUGUGACCCAUCAGACUUGUUGCCUCUGAAAUACCUGAAGGCCUACUUGAGUGUAUACAUCCACUGUGAUCUUAGUGUCCGUGUCAAGAGGCUGCUGACACAGUUGGAGGAAGAACAUGCCAAGGAUUCCCAGGCCAAAGAUGAGGAAGACUCAGAUCUGGGGAGACACACAUCUUCAGAACCACAGAUUGAAUGGGUUUAA